Messenger RNA from Prorocentrum cordatum, 936 nucleotides. NCBI's taxonomy places the organism in Eukaryota, Dinophyceae, Prorocentrales, Prorocentraceae. The record is from the annotation of a GenBank genome assembly.
AUGUUAAGCAUCCAGCGAGGAAGGCGACCUGGUGCUUAUUCCUUCGAAGUGGAUAUAAAGCAGUGCGGGAGGACAAAGCAAUGGAGUACAGCGCUGGAGCUCUUCAACGACGCGUCUAGAUCACGUUCGACAGUCACCCCAGGCUGCUACAUUGCGAUUGUCAACGCAUGCGGUAAAGGUAAGCAGUGGCAGAGGGCUUUGGCGCUGCUCAGCGAGAUGUGGGAGGCGAAGUGGGAGCCCAACGUCAUCAGUUAUAGCGCUGGGGCAAGCGCCUGCGCGAAGGGUGAGCAGUGGCAGCGAGCGUUGGCGCUUUUCAGGGAGAUGUCGGAGGCGAUGUUGGAGCCCAACGUCAUCAGCUACAGUGCUGGGAUCAGCGCCUGCGCGAAGGGAGAACAGUGGCAGCGAGCUCUGGCGCUACUCAGCGAGAUGUCGGAGGCGAAGUUGGAGCCCGACGUCAUCAGCUACAGUGCUGGGAUCAGCGCCUGCGCGAAGGGAGAAAAGUGGCAGCAGGCGCUGGCGCUGCUCAGCGAGAUGUGGGAUGCGAAGUUGGAGCUCAAUGUCAUCAGCUGGAGCGCUGGGAUCAGCGCCUGCGCGAAGGGUGAGCAGUGGCAGCGGGCGCUGGCGCUGCUCAGCGAGAUGUGGGAGGCAAACUUGGAGCCCGAAGUCAUCAGCUGCAGCGCUGGUCUCGACGCGUGCGAAAAGGGGGGGCAGUGGCGGAUGGCUUUGGUGCUGCUCAGUGAAAUGUCGGAGGCAAUUGUGCAGCCCAACGUCAUCAGUUACGGCGCUGGGAUCAGCGCCUGCGAGAAAUGUGAGCAGUGGCAAGUGGCUCUGGUGCUGUUCAGAACUAUGUGUGAGGCGAACUUGUGGCCAGACGUCAUUUCUACAGCGCUGGGAUCAGCGCGUGCGAGAGGGGCGAACAGUGGCAGCAAGCGCUAG